AUGUCAGGUCCCCCACCAUACUCCACAGAUAACAAACAGAUCCCACAACCUCCACAACCAAACUAUCCCCAACAAGCAACGUAUGCUCAACCAACCUACAUUCAGCAACCUGCUUACGUUUAUCAGCAACCAGCUCAUGUGCAGUACACCACUUAUCCACAGACAAUUUACACCACGCAACCGCAGACUAUAAUAGUUGACGACUGCCAUCAUCAUCACCACCGGCGAGAAGGAGGCGAAGGAGCAGGCAACCUGUGCUGCUUGAUUGCUGGACUAGCUUGCCUCUGCGCUUUGUGCCGCAGAUAG
This is a messenger RNA of Cylicocyclus nassatus, 306 nucleotides long. NCBI's taxonomy places the organism in Eukaryota, Metazoa, Nematoda, Chromadorea, Rhabditida, Strongylidae. The record is from the annotation of a GenBank genome assembly.